CCGGGAGGCGAUUUCAGUCAGUCGGUUGACUCCUUGUCAUGGAGCGAUGCUUUAGGGACCGUUCUGCUCCUUGCUCCCCGCCUCCUCCAGCAUCUCCUCCUCCACUUCCACCUCCUCACGUUCUCCCCUCUCCUUCACACCCCCCUCCCAUCCUUUCCUCCUCUCCCCCGUCAGCCCUGACUGCUCCACCCCAACAAGGAAGGCUGAGAUCUGCUGCAGCCAUGGUGGACGUCAGUAAGUGGCCGCUGUUCUCUCUGCUGAGCCCUGAGGAACUAGCCACGGUGCAGCAGGCCUGUGUGUUUGGAACCACUGCGAAUGAGGCCAUCUACAUCACACAUAGCAAUGAGGUGUUUGUGUUUGGGUCAAACAGCAGUAGCUGUCUUGGUACGGGAGACAGUCUGAGCACCAUUGUGCCAAAGAAACUGGACUUCCUGCGGGGGAAGAAAGUAGUCAGCCUGAGCUACGGAAGUGGGCCUCAUGUCCUAUUGGCUACAGAGGAUGGACAGGUGUUUGCCUGGGGACACAAUGGCUACAGUCAGCUGGGGAACGGGACCACCAACCAGGGCCUGGCCCCCCUGCUGGUCACCGCCAACCCACAGAACAAGAAAGUGAAAGAAGUGGCAUGUGGCUCGCAUCACUCCAUGGCCCUCACUGUGGAUGGAGAGGUGUUUGCAUGGGGUUAUAACAACUGUGGCCAGAUUGGCUCAGGCUCCACAGCCAACCAGCCCUACCCGAGGAAAGUGACCGGCCUCCUGCAGGGGAAGACUGCAGUCGGCAUCACGUGUGGACAGACCUCCUCCAUGGCUCUGAUCGACUAUGGAGAGGUGUACGGCUGGGGCUACAACGGGAAUGGACAGCUGGGAAUUGGAAACAAUGGAAACCAGCUGACGCCUUGCCGCGUCGCUUCACUACAAGGGCUGUGUAUGCAACAGGUUGUAUCAGGCUACAGCCACUGCCUGGCUCUGACAGAUGAAGGGCUGCUGUACGCCUGGGGAGCAAACACCUACGGGCAACUAGGAACUGGCAACAAGAGCAACCACCUCAGCCCUGUACAAAUCAUGGCCGACAAAGAGAGGAUUGUAGAGGUCGCAGCAUGCCAUUCAACACAUACCUCAGCAGCCAAGACCCAAAGCGGGAAGGUGUAUAUGUGGGGUCAGUGUCGGGGUCAGCCUAUCGUCAUGCCACACCUUACACACUUCACCAGCACUGACGACGUCUUCGCCUGCUUCGCCACACCCUCCGUCAUGUGGAGGCUCAUGUCUAUGGAGCAUGAUGACUUCCUCACUGUUGCGGAGGCUCUGAGGAAAGAGUUUGACAGUCCAGAAACGUCUGAUCUUAAAUUCAGCGUAGACGGAAAAUACAUCCACGUUCACAAAGCUGUGCUGAAGAUCAGGUGUGAGCACUUCCGGUCCAUGUUCCGCUCCCAGUGGACGGAGGAUCAGCAGGAGGUGAUAGAGAUCGGCCAGUUCUCUUACCACGUCUACAGAUCCUUCCUGCAGUUUCUCUACACCGACACUGUUGACCUUCAACCUGAGGACGCCAUUGGCCUGUUGGACCUGGCCACCUCUUACUGUGAGAACCGCCUAAAACGGCUGUGUCAGCAGAUCAUCAAGAGAGGGAUCACUGUGGAAAACGCCUUCACCCUGCUGUCUGCUGCCAUACAAUACGACGCAGAGGACCUGGAGGUGUUUUGUUUCAGGUUUUGUGUGAACCAUCUGACUGAGGUGACUCAGACUCGAGCCUUCUGGCAGGUGGAUGGAGUGAUGCUCAAGGACUUCAUCAGCAGAGCGAGUCGCUGCGGAGCGUUCAAGAACUGAGCGAUACUCUUCGGAUUUAUAAACUCUCUUCUGACCAAGCGGACGUGGUUGUGCAUCGCUGCUCCAGAACCUUCAGGCCGGAUCACAUUCCUGACAAAAAGCUUUUUUUAAAUGUCUAUUUACUAAAGCGCAUGUGGGCACAUCAGCAGCAUCAUUCACAAGAUGGACUGCUGCUUUAUUGGUGGACUUGGCGAAGGCAAUUUGGCCAGUUCCUGUGAAGUUACUCGACAAAGUCUUGUUGCCUUUUUCUGUCAUCGUAUUCUUUAUAUGCUGUAUGUAUACUUGAAUUUGUCUUUUUGUUUUUUUGGCCAGUGCUUAAAUGUUCUAACAUGUCUUAUUUUACUUCUGGAAAAGUUAAAAUGGGGGACCAAGAGCCUGGAAUCUUUGUCAGGGACUUGAAAGAGAUGUUAAGUUAUAACUGACACUAAUGCACAUAUACUAUUGGAGCUGUGUUAACUCCCGGGGAAGCCAGUGGGGGAGACAUUUGGUGAGAGGACACAUGGGAAGGAAUUUGGGGGUUUGGGCAGAAGGGAUGGAGUGAUGUUCAAGGACUUUACCAGCAGAGCGAGUCGCUGUGGAGCCUUCAAGAACGGAGCGCUACUCUUUGGAUUUAUAACCUCUCUUCUGACCAAGUGGACUCUGCAGCAGGAUGCAUCGCUGCUCCAGAACCUUCAGGCUGGAUCACAUUCGUUACAGAAAGCUUUUUUUUUAAAAUGUUGUUUAAAUGUGAAGCUGUGCUGACUCCCUGGGAAGCCAGCGGGGGAAACAUGGGAUGGAAUUUGGGGGUAAGGCAGAACUUGGAGGUGCAUAGGAGGCAAUGCUGGGUUAGGUGGCACAUGAGGGAAAUUAGGUUGCGGGUUCCUGGUGUCAAAGCUCUGGUCCAUGCAUUAGAUGAGGAGCUGAAGCAGGUCUUUAAUGCUCACAUUCUACAAGGCAGAGGACCUGUGGACAAGAGGGGAAAGUGUUUGGACUGACUGGGACAUUUCUCCAUGUUCAGAGCAGGUUCAGGCCUUCUGAGCCUGAACCUCUGUGUCACUCAGUAGUCUGUUACAUGCAUAUUGUGUUUGGGGAGCUUCAUGGGACUGUACAUUUUACUCUGUUCAAUUCUUCCCAUUAAAUCUUUAAACAUAC
Molecule: messenger RNA, 2948 nt
Organism: Centropristis striata (black sea bass)
Lineage: Eukaryota; Metazoa; Chordata; Actinopteri; Perciformes; Serranidae
Gene: rcbtb1
Product: regulator of chromosome condensation (RCC1) and BTB (POZ) domain containing protein 1
Exons: 14
Coding region: 39-1817 (592 amino acids)
Molecular function (GO): protein binding
Source: RefSeq, a predicted model, not a curated record